UGAUUGUGACUGUGUCUCCAGAAAAAAGAUCACUAUGAUCCCGAUUCUAUUGCUUUGCUCCUUGUUUGUGUUCUGUCAUGGGGAAGAAUACACUACAACAACAGAAUCGCAACUCGCAAAGGGGGAAGAAAAAAUGAGUGAAUAUAUCCUAGAAGUUCUAGAACAUUUCAAGAAACCCAACCCCGUGGGGAUUCCGGGAGCAAAAGUGCCAGAUCCAUAUCGAGUCCCAGAUAUGAAACAGUCCAUAUCUCUUGGAACUCUAUACUUCAAAAAUACGGCUGUGUACGGUAUCAGCAAGUUUCGUAUUUUAUAUGUCAAUGCUGAAAUCAGAGCUAUGGAGGUUCACGCUUCAUUAGCUAUAGACAAGCUUCAAGCUAGAGGAGACUACACUAUGUCGACUUGGCUUAAUAAAGUUCAAGGACCUUUCACAGUAGAUAUAACAGGCAUCAAGAUUAUAGCUAAAGCGAAUUUAGGUGUAGAGCGCGACGGUAAAUUGAGAGCACAAGAUAUUGCAAUAGAUAUCGCUUUCAGUACAAUAGCGAUGAAUUUUGAAAAUGCUGGUUUCUUCGGCGGUAUGUUACAAGGCGUAGUCAAUUCGAUCGGAACCUUCCUAUUCGAUUCUAUCAAACCAUACAUACUUAAAGAGGCUUAUACCAAAGCAAGGGAGGAAAUUAAUAAGAAACUUGACGAAGUUGCAGGUGAUAUGCAAUUUCCCAACUCAAUAUCUCCCCUAGAUAUGGUUAUCGCUGAUGUCAGGAAAAAAGUUAGGGAUAUGCAAAUGGAUCCUUAUAAAAUUGAUGACUACAACACAACGGCUAGCGUAUUCACGGUGUCCCUGUCUAACACAUGGGUAACAGGUAUAUCUUCUUUUCAAAGAGUGGGCAACAUAACUUUGAAAAUGGAAAACAACACAGUAAUCGCUGACUUCGAAAUCGGUACUCAGAAACUUCAAGGAACGACGCAAUGGGAAAUAGCUGCAAUUAGCGGUUUGAUAUCUAGAGCGGGUAGAGCAGCAUUCUCUGUAGAAUAUAUCAGUGGUCGAGUUAUCCUGGCUCAGCACCUCGAUACGAGGAAGAGGCCGGUGUUCAGAGAUUUGGAUUUAGACAUUGGUAACAUUCAAGUUCGAUUUGACGGUGCGGGAACUUUGGACUAUGUGGUCGAAUUCGCAGUGAAUGUUCUGCCAAAUCUUUUGAGGUACCAAAUUAUGGACGCUUUGGAAGGUCCAAUAAAAGAGAAAGUACAGCAGGAACUAAACAAAAUUAAUGUCGAGGAAAUGAUUAAGCAAGAGUUACCGAAGGUUGAUGAAAUGCAGGAAUCGGGCUUCAAGCUGUCAGCCCUUCAUGUUCAAAGCACUGUAGAUGAACCUUAUGAUGAGGAUGAAUUUUUCAAUUUUUAAUCUGGACAAUAAAACGUAAUUAUUGUAAAUACAUAAUAAAAAUAUUAUUUUAUUUUAGAAUUAUUAUAUAUUACGAGGAAAAUUGUGUUUAAAAAUAA
Molecule: messenger RNA, 1494 nt
Organism: Vanessa atalanta (red admiral)
Lineage: Eukaryota; Metazoa; Arthropoda; Insecta; Lepidoptera; Nymphalidae
Exons: 3
Coding region: 35-1396 (453 amino acids)
Molecular function (GO): lipid binding
Source: RefSeq, a predicted model, not a curated record